This is a messenger RNA of Cladocopium goreaui, 1509 nucleotides long. The record is from the annotation of a GenBank genome assembly. Lineage: Eukaryota; Dinophyceae; Suessiales; Symbiodiniaceae.
UCAAGCAUUUGUGUGCUUCCAGGAUUCUUCAUCUCCAAUUUACUUGGCCAUCACCUGUCUAGUGCCUCGCUGCCGAACCAUGUCCGAGGCUUCUUUCAGCGUUGUCGAACCAGUGGAGAUUGAGGAGGUGGACCGCAAUCCACUUGAACAGUUCAUGCUCAAGAUGAGGCAUGAUUUAGGAGGCUUUGGACCUCAGGUGAGAGGACCAAAUGGAGAGAAUCUCAUCAUUGAGACUAUCAAAACUGGGAAGUUCAAUUUUGAUUUCAUCAGCCAACAAGUGCAAGAGAUCGAAAAGCUUGAUCCGACGGCUGGCAUGCAAAUUGCCAGGAAAGCAAGGAAGCACUUGGAGACUUCUGCUGAGUCGGUUCUCUUUGUCCAAUCGAAAGUCAAGAACAUUGCCUCCUAUUUGUUGGAAAUUUCAGAGCAUGUCAACGAGAAUGAGAUGGAACUGUUUCGAGAAACCAUGAAAGACGUGGUGAAGACUUCUCAAGCCCUAUCGAACAAGACCAUGCUCAUCAGGGGCGAGCUGAAUGAGGAUGAAGAGGAAUUGAUGAACAAGUCGCGGGAACAAAUGGCAAAGAAGCUUGAGAAUGAACGGCUCGAGAAGAGAUGCACCUGGGGCAAACGGGGCGCAGCUGUGCUAUCAGCUGCUACUGGGGCAGCAUCGUACCCGGUAGCCGCGGCUCUUGGCAGCAGUGCCGCUACCAUCAGUGGACCACUGGGUGCAGUAAGUGCGUCUGUUGUCUCUGUUUGUCCAGUCACCAUGUGUAUUUGUGUGGGAGCUGCUGUAUUCUGCGGGAUAGCGGCAAUGGCCUGCCACACCAAAGCAGAGAUGCAUGGCAAAUGUGCCCGUGCAGCAGGCGAGAUGGCUGAGUUGACGGAAAAAAUGGGCCAAGCAGCUGAGCAACACCAAAGCCUUUGGACGGGUGUGAGCAUGGCUGCUCAAGACUUGUCUGAUGACAUUGCCAAGUUGAAGGAUCUCAACAGCGGGCGCAAGCGUCAGCUGGAGCAAACCAUGAAAGAUGUGGCAAAGUCUUUGAGCAUUCUGGUGGAGGCGCUUGAGGAGUACUCUGUUUGGCUCAGCUUGUGCAAGUACUUCCCUGCGAACUACCCACUGCGUGCCAAAAUUGGCGGCAGGCGCUUCGACCACUUGCGGGACGGUUUGACAGAGAAGGGUAAGCACACGGAGGUAGUCCCAGCCUCUGUGAUGGGAGCCUGAUACUUUGGACACUUUCAGAUUUUGACCUUAGCCCAGGCUGCUCAUUUCCUGUGCCAACUUGACAAACAAGUUAGCAUGCAGCUGGGGUGUCGCUCUUGCCCGCAGAUAGGGUGGCACUUCCCCUUGUGGCUUUUGAUUUUGGCAUAUCCAUGCAUAUUUUAACGGCUUUUGCACCUUUAAUUCGCAGCCGACCUAAGAUUUAUCAGAGGCGCAACAUCUGUGCCACGAGCCACCACACAGCAGCGUGGCCAAGACAUCAAGGAGCACCCCGAGGCCGAAAAAAGGUCUGA